Molecule: messenger RNA, 1983 nt
Organism: Toxoplasma gondii ME49
Lineage: Eukaryota; Apicomplexa; Conoidasida; Eucoccidiorida; Sarcocystidae
Product: thioredoxin domain-containing protein
Exons: 6
Coding region: 212-1684 (490 amino acids)
Biological process (GO): protein folding; response to endoplasmic reticulum stress
Cellular component (GO): endoplasmic reticulum
Molecular function (GO): protein disulfide isomerase activity
Source: RefSeq, a predicted model, not a curated record
UGCUUGCGUAUGUCCUUCCUGUUAGGGACCGACGGUUUUUCGCGCAUAAACUGCAAGAAUUACCCUUUAUCUGCCAGCACCUUUCUGGUUCAUUAGUGCGCCAGGCAAAAAUCCAUUCUGUUGAGGCAGACCGAGCGAAACGCACCACACCACACUGAAAAGAACACGUUUGGCAUAGUAGAAACACACUGACAGAGAACCUUACAGUGGUAUGUGUAGCGGACUUCUGUCCUGCCGAUGGACACCUCUCAUCCCUCACACAAAUUAUUUUGCUCGUGGUUUCUUACUUUGCUUGUUGCGUUUUGCAAUGACUGGGCAAUUUAAAGCAGUCGCAAGCGUCCUGCCCGGCAGGUCGCGACAGCGCUUUGUGAAUUUUAGGUUUCUACUGGUAGCAUGUUUUACUGGCUUGACUGUCACCUUUCAUGGCCUGGAUAUCAGGUCCGCUAGCGAUACCUUUGCCAUUCCGUGGCAACUCAGGGUUUUUGUGGCCGAGGCAGCCGUGAAGCGGAAACGUGUCUUGCAUGCAGUACGUGACCCAGUAACAGGAAAGGUGAUCUAUCCAGAUAAGAAACUCCUUUCAGACAACACGAAGACAGCAGGCAGUCCAGCAUCAUACGCUCCUCCAAUACCUCAACUGGACAAAGCCUCGUUCUCCUCCUUCUUAGACGAACGUGGUCAGGUUCUCGUUUACUUCUACGGCGACGAAAGGUGCGCCAAGUGCAAGGCUACCGGUCCCGAAAUUGAGGACAUCAACCGCGGAUUGGUGAAGUACUUCUUUUCUACAUCCCUGGCGCAAGUGGAUGUGUCAAAACACCCGGAGCUUGCGGAAGAUCAAGAUGUCACACAAGUUCCCGCCCUCGUUUUCUAUGCAGAAGGAUCAAAGAGUGUACCAGAACAGUACCGUGGAAAGCUGAGAGCGAACCGGGUUUUCGAUUGGCUGAGGCGGCAAGAUGGAUCGUUCUACAGGGAUUUGGCGGCAGUUCGGCGCCAGCAGAAAGCCCCGAUGUCAGUGGACGAUGAAGAGAGGAUCCUCAAAAAAGCAGCAGCGAAUUCGCCCUUCACAACCGUGAUCUCAUACACUGUCCCAGGCAGCCCGAAGGACAAAUUGAUCAAGGCCAUAGCUCAUGAAGGUGACGCGAUGCGUGGAACACUCUUCCACUUCAUACCCGUAGCAGAUUUUAAGAAAAGCAAGAUCGAGAUCUACAAAGCAAAGCUACCUUACGAUCUGUAUGAAGACGAAGAUAUCAUCGACUACGCCGCGCAAAAGUGGUCCAAAAACGAGAUCAAACGCAGCAUCUACGCGGCAUUCGAUAGGACAAUCUAUCCCGACACGGACGAGUAUGUUGAUAAUCUUGCAAAAACAAAGGCCCUUGCUACCAUUCUGCAUGAUGAUAAGACAAGCGACUACCAGGAGUAUGUCGACGUUCUCCUUCAGUAUGCACGUGAUCUGAAGGACAAAGUGAGUCUCUGCUUCCUGUGUUUACAAGGUCACCUGGCGGGUACACCAGUCCUUCUUUCAUACUUAGCAACUUUACAGGAAUACGAACGACUGUCUGUGUACAGGGGCAACAGGGAUCGUGAGGUAUUUUUACUCUUGCGUGCAUUCUAUACGCAGAUUAGUCACUUCGCCGUAUCACCUCCAAGCGAGCAUGACCUCGGCAGCAUUAUCCUAUUCAGAAGCUAGACGUUUCCAGUCCACACCCGGUUUUUCCUUUCCCCUGAAGCUUUUCCUCUUUCGCUCUCACGCUCCAAUUUUCUGGCGUUAAAGCCGGUGAAUUCUGCUGCGCGCCUUUAGAAAAUCCUAGGACAGUUGGUAUGCGCCGCUGAGUGGAUCAAAGAAUCUACCGAGAUGCAAGAACAAGUCGUCUGACCGCGAUGCAAAGAAGCAAGCGGAAGCGACAAAAUAACUCUGUAUGCUCUGCCUGCGUAGAGGCAAUGAAGGUGUUUGUGACUGUUGGGAAGCGUGUGAGAAAGUGGACGGUG